CACACGAGGCAACUACCGGUAGAACUAGCUAAUCCCAGCAUUUGCCUUCUCACUACGAGAGGAUGACAAUCACGGCAAACRCGAAACCAACAAGAAAAUGCAAGAAAUGCGAGAGACAUCUGGGAAAAGAGUCGUACAGCACACGCAGAUGGAAAAGGAAGAUAAGCGAAUGCAAAGAAUGCUUCGCACCAUCUCAAAAURUUAGGUUACCACAGAAUAAGUCAAAGUCAUCGGUCAGCGUCCCUUGCGACUCAGAUGCGAUCCAAGCUGCUCCAGAGAUUAGAUCCAAGAAGCGGAAACGCAUGUCGACGAAAGGUGAUGGCGCAGCUGGAGCAAGUGAAAAGAUAAUUGAUAMAGAAGAGAUAAAGUCAAUGCUGAAGCAAAGAAUCGAGUCAAUUCCUAYCUCUGAGCAAAAGAUUAUAAGGAUUAUAUGGAUAUCGAAAUCUAUUUCUGCAAGAGACGAAAAGGCCGUGGCCAACAAGGUUGUGCUAAACGGAUGUUAUGGCCCUAUAGAUGAGCAACAAAUGGGCCACAUUCAAAAACAGAUUAAAUCGACUCAGGUUUCUCUUUUUCAGGCUAUCACUAUUCGGGCUGCCUAUCUCAAACAAAAAACUAUGUACCGAACUGCAUCCCUUCGAAAUUUAGGAAGUUCAGUUUUCAAUAAGUACAGGGUAGGACAUUCUGUAGUAGACUUAUCAAGGAGKUUUGACCAACCGCCUAUGAAUGUGUUUCGAACGAUUCUUUCUGAAAUGAAAUGGAGCAAGAAUGCAAUUAAAAAAGCUUUAAGAGAUCCAAAACAGUUCGGCCAACGCGAAAGAAAGGAGUUCCUAGCUGCAGAAUCUGCAGAUAUAGUGUCGAUGGUCAAUCAGAUAGACAUACAGRUGAAUUCUGAAGAAUUCGAAGACGCACUUUCGGUCUGGUUAAAAGGAAUGGGAAUUCGAUUUGUCAGACAAAAAGAGCUAGAAAAAGAACAGAAAAAAGCAUUUGGCAAAUCRAUUUUGACUCCUGAUUUCUUAUUGCUGGACCAGGUACUUAUAAACGGGGAUAGGUGCCAUUGGAUUGACUGYAAGGCAUACUAUGGGGCCAAUCUACGGCUUAGCAUAAAACAGACCCAAAAACAAAUGGCGCGCUAUAUUGAUCACUGGGGCUCGGGAGCUAUAGUUUACCUGCAAGGAUUUAGCGCGGCAAUCAAAAUGAAAGAUUGCAUAUUACUGGAUGCUCGGGGGGCUCUCGAUAGGAAGGUAUUGUCUCGACUGGAAAAAAAUCACUGUGAAGCUAUCAAUAAAGUGUCGAAAACAAUAUUCAGCUAAUAUUAGAAAAAAGGCAAACAAGAUGG
Pseudo-nitzschia multistriata is the source of this 1336-nucleotide messenger RNA. The record is from the annotation of a GenBank genome assembly. NCBI's taxonomy places the organism in Eukaryota, Bacillariophyta, Bacillariophyceae, Bacillariales, Bacillariaceae.